Messenger RNA from Crotalus tigris (Tiger rattlesnake), 2219 nucleotides. Its product is annotated as proto-oncogene Mas-like. Gene Ontology annotation, cellular component: membrane. Gene Ontology annotation, molecular function: G protein-coupled receptor activity. Gene Ontology annotation, biological process: G protein-coupled receptor signaling pathway. Bases 207 to 902 code for a protein of 231 amino acids. The transcript has 3 exons. The record is from RefSeq and is a predicted model, not a curated record. NCBI's taxonomy places the organism in Eukaryota, Metazoa, Chordata, Lepidosauria, Squamata, Viperidae.
UCCGCGAAUUUGAACUUUUCUAAGCAAGCAAACACUUUUUGCACAAUGGAGCAGCAAUUUGAUUACUCAGGAGGUAAUGCAUCAAUCCAUCUUAUUUGGGAGACAUACCACUCGAUAGAUCAGGAGACCUUAAUUGCUCCUAAUAUUUCUGCAAUACAAGAAUUCCUUCCUUUUCCUUAUGAUCAACUGUUCGAUAAUCCCUCAUUAUGACAGAAAUAUUUGUCACCGUCUUAACUCUGAAUCAAAGGACAUAUGUGGUUGAUACCUUUUUCUUGUUAUUUUUUGAGCUCUUUUUCUUCACCUAUUCUGCUAGCCAGUUUCUGCUGACGGCCAUCAGCCUGGACAGGUGUGUGGCUGUCCUCUUCCCACUCUGGCAUCGCUGCCAUCGUCCCCCAUAUCUGUCCACCCUGGUUUGUGGCCUCAUAUGGAUCCUCUCCUUCCUGCUCUCUGCAGUGCACUUCCUUCUCCACCAGACCAAGGCUUUUGGAAGUUCACCUUUGUUAUACCAGUUGAUUGUGAAUGGUUUACUUUGUACACCUCUCAUGGUUGUGUCCACUGUGACUCUCUGGAUUCACAUGAGGUCUAAAUCGCAACGCAGUCAAAGAAAGUUGCUCACCACCAUUUUUCUAGCUCUUCUUUUCUUCCUCCUCUUUUCUCUCCCAAUGAAUGUCUUUUAUGUCAUUGAAUAUUUUGAUACCUAUAAUCUCCUCCUCAUGACCAUGGGGAUAGGAUGCGCCUCUCUCAACAGCAGCAUCAACCCUCUCCUUUAUUUUUUCAUUGGGAGGAAGCAGAGAGGAAAGGACCAGCCCAGAGCAUCAUACAAGGUUGCUCUGCAAAGAGUCUUCAAGGAUGAGAAGGGCAGCCCAGAAGAGCAGCAAACCAUGAAGGAAGACCAGUUGUGAAGGGUCAUAAAUACUGCAUAUAAAAUAUUUGAAGAUACAGGAUUAUUUGGGACAUAAAAUAUGAUUUCCUUAAGAAUAUACAGAAUGGAUACAAUUUAUUGAGCAAAGUGCUUAAAAACAAAGAUAUGGAAGCAGGAAGUAUUGCUGUGUCUGUAUUUUACAAUCUGUAGCACUUGUUUACCGGAAAUGUUUUAGUUGAUAUAGUUCCUUUUUAUUUCUUAUUAUUACUGUUGGGAAUAAGUCUUACUGAAGGAAUUUUUAAAAAUGUGUAAUUUAUCUUACGCAUCUUUCUUUGUGACAUGCACAUUUAUAUAAAUAUGAUGGAGAUGAAAGAUAAGGGAAAAAUCUGCCAGAGAGGUUACGGUUUCUUGAAAUGAAAUGCGUCAUUUUUGAUCCUUAAAAAUUUCAGACAUAAUAUAAUUCAAUUAUAUUUUAAAAUAUGAUUUCAUUAUGAAUAAUCAUUACUUAGUGGCUUUCUUUCUUGACUAAAGAUAUAUCACUUCUUUCAUUGUAAGACUCCCUUCCUGCCAAUCUUUUAUAGCCAUUUCAAGUCCUUAUUUUUGGGGGCAACAACCUCACCUGGCAAAGUUCUAGAAUAGAAGGACCUUAGUAGACCUUCCUUCUCAUUCCCAAACCUCAUCUGGGUUUGUAUUCUGUAAUUCUGUAUUUAUGGCAACUUUUGGAACAGAGGGUUUUAUAAAGGUUUGAGUAUGGGUGUUUGCGUAUUUGUAUUUGUAUAGAUGAUAGAUAUUAGAUAGAUAGAUAGAUAGAUAGAUAGAUAGAUAGAUAGAUAGAUAGAUAGAUAGAUAGAUAGAUAGAUAGAGGUGAUGAUAUAAUGAUGAUAGAUGAGGGAGAGAUAGAGAUGUAGGUAGCUAGGCAGAACUAGAAAUAGAAAUAAUAGAAAUAAUUUUUCAGCUUUUGUUUGCAUUCUACCCUUUUUAUGCUGGUCUAUGACCAAAAUAAAUAUUUCAUUUGAUUUGUGUUACAGAAUUGGAGACAUGUUCGCAGGAGGGAAGGCCUCUUUCUCAAGGAGCUAACAGGCAAAUCAGUUUUGAGUCAUUGAUAUGCAGAAAUAGGCUCAGAAGGGAUCCUCUCUAAAACCUUCUUAGGAUUUAUCUGAUAGAUAUGCUGAGUAUGCUUUACUCUGGCAAGAUUCCUGUCUAUUGACAAACAGCAAUAAAGAAACUAUUCUUAGAAGCUUGUUGUUUUCUUCAAGAAUUAUUUUCUUUUCUGAAGUCUACAUGCAGAAGGAAAGGAUUGCCAUCUUGAAAACAGCUCUUGGUGCUGAAGGUCACCUGUGUGGUAGUGAAACCUGGA